AUGCAAGCCACCAGCAGCGAUUGCGAUACGUCGUCUAACUCGCUCGGCCAGCGCCGAGGCAUAUCCGAUCUGGCGCGAUUCGCCCUCGACCUGACUUGGGCAACUCCUCCAAGAGCAGAGUUCGAAACUCCUGCUCAACCCAGAGACUACCCUUCUCCGCCCAUGUCAGGGUCUCCUCCACUCCCGCCCAAAGCAAACCAAGAGGUUGGUGACCGAGGGCAACAACCGCAUGGCAGCUAUCCGUCCAUCAACCCGCAAGAUGCCUACAGGGGAGGACCGCCACCACCACCGACUACACAGCAGGGCGACAUCCGAGGACAUCCCCCGCCGCAGACUCUCCCGCCGCCUCCAGCACGACCUUAUCAUACCGAGCAGCCAGACAGAAUGGCCUACUCCUACCCCCGCCCUGACGACCACUUGCGAAAUCCGCCAUCCGGAUACGCCCACAUGGCAAGCCAGGCAUUGCAACAACGGCCGCCGCCGUAUAUGCAAAUGCCCGGCCCUCCGCCGCCUCCGUCCCAACACCAACACUACCCGGCACCGAUGCCGCAGCAGCCUCCCCAGGAGAACGCCCCCUACACGUCUCCCAAGACGCAACGAAAGACAAAGGGCCAUGUGGCAUCAGCCUGCGUGCCAUGUAAAAGAGCCCAUCUUCGGUAA
Colletotrichum aenigma is the source of this 660-nucleotide messenger RNA. RefSeq lists its product as uncharacterized. The coding region runs from base 1 to 660 and encodes 219 amino acids. The transcript has a single exon. NCBI's taxonomy places the organism in Eukaryota, Fungi, Ascomycota, Sordariomycetes, Glomerellales, Glomerellaceae. The record is from RefSeq and is a predicted model, not a curated record.